CCAGGUGUCGUUUCCGGCGUCGGUUGCCCAGGGAGACGAUAAGCGGUCGGGAGACCCCCCCCCACACACACACACACACACAAAAAAAAACCCCACUCGCAAUCGUUCUAACGGUAAUUAUUUCCAGGGUUUGACCCGGUGAAGGAAGUCUGGGCGCAGCACGUGGGUUAAAGAGAAGAUGGCCGUUUAUGAAGUCUAUUCGCACCCGCGAUUGAUUCGUUACCGAACCAGCAUUUGCACCAAAGCGACGGUCUUUCUUGCCACGGUGUUGGGCCUGACGUACAUCCCGCCGCUUCUGGUCGCUUACAGGAGUCACGGAUUUUGGUUAAAGGUGAGCACUUAUGAAGAGCAGCCAAAUGUCAGAUUCCAGUAUGAAGUUCUGAUGAUUGCUGGGACUAGCACAGAUGGAGACUUUGUGGCAUGGAGUACAUUUAAGAAGUUCAAUGAUCUACAGGGGGACAACCUCCGAGUCCCAGUCAUAACAGUCAUGGAGGAAGACAAGAAUCAGGAUGGGAAGAUGGAUCGCCUCAACUUCCGGUUAGAGAUUCCACUUCAAUCAUCAGAACAAGUGCAGAGUUUACAGCUUAUCCUAACAUUUUCAUACCAACUUUUUAGAAUGUCUACAUUUGUAAUGCAGAGUAUGGCAUAUAUCCACUUCUCAUCUUUCAUCCCUGGAUCCCAGCUUUCAGUAAAUGGUGACUUAAAACUCCACCAACGAGAGCCCCUUAGCCACAGAGGCCUUGACAGACGCUACAACGUCUCUGUAAUUAACGGUAAUAGUUUAUUCGCAAAUGCCUUUGACCUUGCUGCCAUCAUUGCAUCAUAUCAGGAUAGAAAUGUGACAACUAUAUUCGCCAAUCAGUAUCCUGUGUGGGCAGUGGCAAAGGCUGCUGAUGCUCCAUUUAUUGUUAAUGCUGUUAUCAGAUACCCUGUGGAAAUUAUAAGCUAUCGCCCUGGUUUCUGGGAGAUGAUUAAGUUUGCUUGGAUCCAGUAUGUCAGUGUGCUUCUCAUCUUCCUGUGGCUUUUCAAGAGAAUCAAGAUAUUUGUCUUUCAGAAUCAAGUGUUGACCACAGUGGUAACACCAUCUUAUAAGCAACACCAAUCUUGACUGAUUACAAGAAGUUUCUUUGAAAUAUCCCUGAUCCCACUAUGUACACACGCUGUUCAUCAAACAUUUAUCAGGACAUCUAAUGUUGAAAUACUUAUUUCUCAAUGAAUAUCCACUGGCACAAGUGUUCUUCCUCACACUUUUGAUCUGUGACAGCUGAAUGAACAAAGGAGAUGUGAAUAGGACAGGCUUUAAAGAGUAAUUGACCCUUUAUUUUUAGCUCUAAAACAAUGUUAUUAGAUGGUAGAAAUGUGCAUUACUAUUGUUCUACUUUGUACAGUAAUGAAAAACACAUUUAUGAAAUAUUUCCUGAAUAGAAAACACAUGGCACUAAUGCAGUAUUUUUUCUCAAUUAUGCCCUGUAUAGUUUAUCCAGACAUGCUAUGCUUCUGUAAACCAGUGUGUUUUUUGUUAAUCCACUUUUAUAUCAGCUAAUGCUAUUAUAAUAUUGGUUCAAUGCCUUUAUAUCUUUGGUCUAAUGCCAUGACCUUGUAAAUCCAAUCCUAUGUUGCUCUGUGAACAGGCUUCAGCAAUCAUAAUAGUUAAAGUAAAGGUGCAUAUCAACUUUGUCUAAUGGAAGCAUUUCAAUACUUUUGAAAACUAUGUGUUCUCUUACUGGAUGAAUUGAUGAAAGGAAGGGGAAAAAAUAGCAACAGAAACUAAAGUAUAAUAAUGCUACUACUAAUAAUAAUUAACAAAUAGCUGAAUAGAAUUAUUAUUUGGUUUGCAAUUUUUUAAAAUCUUUUCACAAGAAUUGAAUAGGGCAUUUGUCUCUUCAUUCCUAUUUCUUCACACCUCUCUCUAUUUUAAGCUCAAUAGCCAUAAAAAUAGCUAUUCCGUGCAAGAGUUUAUUGAGCAAAGGUUAAAAAUAUCCACAAAUAUAAUAUCAACCCACUUUUAUUGGUUGUUAGAUAAGAUAGAUGUAUGUGCCUGUUAGUAUUGCUAAAUUGGAUUUUGUUCAUUUUUUCCUGAUAAAACAGCACAGAAUAUACAAACGCAAGUACUGUACAAUAAAUGAAAUACUGUAUUGAUAAA
Messenger RNA from Callorhinchus milii (elephant shark), 2143 nucleotides. RefSeq names its product transmembrane protein 231 (gene tmem231). The transcript is spliced from 7 exons. Bases 179 to 1108 code for a protein of 309 amino acids. Gene Ontology annotation, cellular component: ciliary transition zone; ciliary membrane. Gene Ontology annotation, biological process: cilium assembly; regulation of protein localization. Lineage: Eukaryota; Metazoa; Chordata; Chondrichthyes; Chimaeriformes; Callorhinchidae. The record is from RefSeq and is a predicted model, not a curated record.